CUUUUUCAGCAGAAUCCUUGAAAAGAUCGGGCGAAGAUGGCUGUCUGGAGCUUGUUGCUCACGGCUGUCACCCUUUUGGGGCCCGCUGUAGGCGCAGACAGGAUCAAAGUGAGCCAGCAUUGUGCUACCUCCAAUUCGUCCAUUGACAACGUUUACUCCUAUUCGGAGAAGGAGCUCAAUAGCUCAAGGACAUUGCGCCUUUCCAAAUUCAGCGGGAAGGUGGUCCUCAUCGUCAAUGUGGCGACUUACUGAGGGUUUACCUAUCAGUACCACGAAUUGAAUGCACUUCAGAACGAGUACCCCAUGGACUUGGCUGUUUUAGCUUUUCCUUGUAACCAAUUUGGGCAGCAAGAACCGGGAGCUACAGAUUCUGAAAUUUUGAAUGGGAUUCGAUACGUCCGACCGGGAGGCAACUUCCAGCCGAACAUAACAUUAUUCCGCAAGGUCGAUAUCAACGGAGCGAAAGAACAUCCUUUAUUUGCAUAUCUGAAAAGAAGCUGUCCAACGACUCGAGAUUUUUUCAUGCCAUCCACCAGACUGGAUUACAGUCCGAUGCGCAAUAACGAUGUCCGUUGGAAUUUCGAGAAAUUCCUCGUUAAUCGUAAAGGCAAACCUGUGAAACGUUACGAUGCCACCGCUCGUAUUUCAGAAAUGCGCGAAGACAUUGAAUCGCUCAUCUCUGUCGACGUUAACGAUCCAAAUGUUUAUGAAUCGUUAAUUGCGCUUGAGAAAACUUGAUUGCCCUAUUUUAGUUGUUUGGUUGUUGGUGAGGCGGUUGGGAAACGAGAUUGGCGCGCGCGACCUAUAUGACACUCCAAAUCUCAACCGCUCGAAACAUGGCGGCGAUUUGGAGAAGAGGUUUGAAACCCAGUUGGACUAGAAAAGGAUGUGACGAACGAGAGAUAAACUCGUACCAUCUUCAACUCUCGUUUUCGCGCUCUCUUGUGCAUUCGGAGCCGUCGUAUCCGGUUUCUAGCCAGCUGUUUUGUCCGCGCAGUGAUUUCGUUUUCACCGCCUCAGCGACGCCUAUGACUCAAUACAGAACAUUUAAACAGCAUAA
Daphnia carinata is the source of this 1060-nucleotide messenger RNA. Its product is annotated as glutathione peroxidase-like. The transcript has 5 exons. Gene Ontology annotation, biological process: response to oxidative stress. Gene Ontology annotation, molecular function: glutathione peroxidase activity. Lineage: Eukaryota; Metazoa; Arthropoda; Branchiopoda; Diplostraca; Daphniidae. The record is from RefSeq and is a predicted model, not a curated record.